AUGGUGAAGCGAGAGGAGACAAGAGGUGGAGAUAAGGAUGGCAGAAAUAUAGAGAGGCAGCCUCAGGGGGCCGGCAAUCUUCCAGCCUACCAACAGCAGCAAAUUAAACAGUUUUUCCACGAGUCUCGUUCCAGCUACAGCAACAAGAUGCGUCAUCAGAAGGAGAGUUUUAUGAACUUUGAACUGGAAAAUCCCGCUCUAGAGAUGACUGUGGCACCACUUCAGGAGGUCGUUUUCUCCACCCCCACCCUUUCUAUAUUAUUCUUUUUGGGUAUCAUUCGUUGUCAAGCCGCCAAAGUGGAGAGUGUGAUUGCAGAGGGGGGUGCUUCUCGUUUCAGUGCUUCUUCGGGCGGAGGAGGAGGUAGGGGUGCACCUCAGCACUAUCCCAAGACUGUCGGCAACAGCGAGUUCCUGGGGAAAACCCCAGGGCCUAGCGUUCAGAGAUGGGUUCCUUCACGAAGCACUAGACGAGAGGUCAGCUCCUCCAAUGAAAAAGAACGACACGAUGCAAUCUUCAGGAAAGUGAGAGGCAUACUUAAUAAACUGACCCCUGAGAAGUUUGACAAGCUAUGCCUUGAGCUUCUGAAUGUGGGCGUGGAUUCAAAGCUCGUCCUCAAAGGAAUCAUCUUGCUGAUUGUAGACAAAGCCCUCGAAGAGCCCAAGUAUAGCUCGCUAUAUGCUCAGCUAUGUCUGCGUUUGGCAGAGGAUGCACCAAACUUUGACAACCAAUCACCUGAGAUCCAGUCAUCACAAAAGCAGAGCACUACAUUCAGGAGACUUCUGAUAUCAAAGCUUCAAGAUGAAUUUGAAAACCGCACCAGAAAUGUUGAAAUCUACGACAAAAACGAUGGCCCUCUUACCUCUGAAGAAGAGGAGCAGCGUGCCAUUGCCAAGAUCAAAAUGCUGGGCAACAUCAAAUUCAUUGGAGAGCUUGGCAAACUUGAUCUCAUUCAUGAGUCUAUCCUUCAUAAGUGCAUCAAAACACUUCUGGAAAAGAAGAAAAGAAUCCAACUUAAAGAUAUGGGGGAGGAUUUGGAGUGCCUCUGUCAGAUAAUGAGAACUGUGGGGCCUAGACUUGAUCACGAGAAAGCCAAGUCUUUAAUGGAUCAGUACUUUGGCCGCAUGCGAUCCUUAAUGAACAACAAGGACUUGCCUGCAAGGAUUCGUUUCCUGCUGCAGGAUACUGUAGAGCUGCGAGAGAACAACUGGGUGCCUAGGAAAGCUUUUAUUGAUAAUGGACCUAAGACUAUCAACCAGAUCCGCCAGGACGCAGUAAAGGAUUUGGGUGUGUUUAUUCCAGCGAUGACCUCAGGAAUGAGGACUGACUUCUUUCAAGAUAACCCCUUCAUGCCAACAAGGAUGAGCAGAGAGACCCUUGGAGGGUUAGCUGAUAUGUUCGGACAAAUGCCGGGUAGCGGGAUUGGAACUGGACCUGGGGUUAUACAAGACAGGUAUUCCCCCACCAUGGGCCGUCACCGUGUAAACCCGCUCUUCAACGGCCAUGGCGGCCACAUAGCUCCUGCUUCCCAGUCUCAGUUCGACAAGCCUUUCAUGAAACCCAACCAGGGGCAGAAUCUGCUUUUCCAGAACCAAGCUCAACAGCAAGCUCAGUCCAAGGAUAUGCCACCACGAUUCACCAAGAAAGGACAGUUGAAUGCUGAUGAGAUUAGCCUGAGACCUGCUCAGUCAUUUCUUCUGAACAAAACCCAAGUGCCAAAGCUGCAGCCGCAGAUACCCACCAUGAUUCCUCCCAGUGCUCAACCCCCACGCACAUCCACUCCUCCGCUUGGACAGCCACCACAGCUUGGCCUGAAAACCAAUCCUCCUCCCAUUCAGGAGAAGCCUCAGAAGACAAACAAAAAACCACCUCCUGCCAAAGAGGAGCUGCUUAAGAUGACUGAGACAGUUAUGAACGACUAUCUGAAUAGCAAGAACAUCAGUGAUGCUGUGAAUGGAGUGAGGGAGAUGAAGGCUCCCAAACACUUCCUGCCAGAGAUGUUGAGCAAGAUCAUUGUCUGCUCGCUGGACUGUCCAGAUGACGAUAAAGAGCACGUCAGCAGUCUGAUCCAUGCACUCCGUAGUGAGGGGCUGAUUACAGGGGAGAACUUCAUGCAGGCAUUCCUUAACGUUUUGGACCAGUGUCCUAAGCUUGAGGGUGACAUUCCCCUGGUGAAGUCCUAUCUGGCACAGUUUGCUGCCCGUGCAAUCAUUGCUGAGCUCAUGAGCAUUGCGGACUUGGCCCACCCUCUGGAGAACGGCACCCACUUUCCUCUUUUCUUGCUCUGUCUUCAGCAAACAGCUAAGCUGAGGGAUAAGGAGUGGCUGACCGAUCUGUUUCAGCAGAGCAAGGUCAACAUGCAGAAGAUGCUGCCAGAAAUAGACCAAAACAAAGACCGCAUGUUGGAAAUUUUGGAGGGGAAGGGCCUGAGCUUCUUGUUCCCCCUCAUGAAAUUGGAGAAGGAGCUUCUGAAGCAGAUCAAAGCUGAUCCAGCUCCCCAGUCCAUCUACAAGUGGAUCAAGGACAACAUUUCUCCCAAGCUUCACACCGACAAAGGUUUUGUCAACAUUCUGAUGACGAGCUUUUUGCAGUACAUAUUCCACGAGAUGUAUUCCAACGACGGAGACGACCAGUUAUCAGCACCUUCUAAAGAACAGCUUGACCAGGAGAAGCAGCUGCUACUUGCCUUCAAACCGGUGAUGCAAAAAUUCCUGCAUGAUCACGUGGACCUGCAAGUCAGUGCUCUGUAUGCGCUGCAAGUGCACUGCAAUACCAAGGCUUUUCCCAAAGGAAUGUUACUGCGCUACUUUGUCAACUUUUAUGAUAUGGAGAUAAUUGAAGAAGAAGCCUUCCUUGCAUGGAAAGAAGAUAUUACCCAAGAGUUUCCUGGCAAAGGAAAAGCAUUGUUCCAGGUGAACCAGUGGCUUACCUGGUUGGAAACAGCUGAAGAAGAGGAGUCUGAGGAGGAGGCUGACUAAGAAACCAGCCAAAGCCUUACGGUGCAAAGAUGUAAUUGUGUUUUUUUUUUUUUUGUUUUUUUUUCUCUUAACCUACUGUGUGUUCACCCUCUUCCCUCCACACCUUCUCCUUUUUGUUGUACAACAAUGCUUCAAUGACCUGCAUUCUCGAUUACUGAACUUCAGUCUGCAGUACUGUUGUUGGUUGUUUUGUUUUUUGUUUUUUUUGGUGCCUUUUUUGGUGCGCCCCCCCCGCUUUCAUCAUAAGGCAUGUAAUGGUUUACUGAUUAUGAACCACCUACGAAAUGGUAUUAGCAGCUUGAAACUACUUAUUUUUGG
Colossoma macropomum (tambaqui) is the source of this 3294-nucleotide messenger RNA. It is a transcript of the gene eif4g2a, whose product is annotated as eukaryotic translation initiation factor 4, gamma 2a. Lineage: Eukaryota; Metazoa; Chordata; Actinopteri; Characiformes; Serrasalmidae. Gene Ontology annotation, molecular function: translation initiation factor activity; protein binding; mRNA binding. The transcript is spliced from 23 exons. The coding region runs from base 1 to 2976 and encodes 991 amino acids. Gene Ontology annotation, cellular component: eukaryotic translation initiation factor 4F complex. The record is from RefSeq and is a predicted model, not a curated record.